Molecule: messenger RNA, 11801 nt
Organism: Maylandia zebra (zebra mbuna)
Lineage: Eukaryota; Metazoa; Chordata; Actinopteri; Cichliformes; Cichlidae
Product: PH and SEC7 domain-containing protein 1
Biological process (GO): regulation of ARF protein signal transduction
Molecular function (GO): protein binding; phospholipid binding; guanyl-nucleotide exchange factor activity
Source: RefSeq, a predicted model, not a curated record
UUGAGAUGUCUGACAGAAAAAUCCCGACGAGGAGGAGAUGCUCAUUUCACAGCAACGCGUCAGUUUCCACCUGACGUGAAACACACCGAGCCUCUCUUCUCUUCACGCGACACACACACGCACACGCGAGCGCGCGCACACAGAGCGGAUAAAUGUGGACCGCAGUGGCACUCUCAGCGUGCCGCCUGCCGCAGACAGCGAUGCAACAGCGUCUCAUCAUCUCCUGGACCGGGUAGACAAGAAGCUGCUCCGGAGCACGUUUCCUGGUAUGAAGAAUAGGGAGCUGCUGGAGUCGUCGCGCGGGCAUGUUUGUCCUCUGGCCGUUCAGCCUGUGUGUCUCUGCUGUGCACACAGGAGGGAGAAGAAAGACCGUCUAAAAAUAAACUGACACCCACCACCAGCAGGAAAACAACAUCCAAACUGACAAAAACAGAGAAAAAGAGCAAAGAAGAGCCCUCUUUCCACCCUGUCUGCCUCUUUCUCUGCUCCAUUUCUGUUUCUGUGUCCUCAUUACGUGCUGAGAGGAGGUCAUGUCCCAGUCUGGAAAAGUCCUUCAUCUGUAUGUGGAAGUGAGGUCUGCCCCAGAUCAGAAUGGAGGAAAGAGGGAGAGUGAAGAAGGGAUUGCUCAGGGGCAUUCGGUUCAGGACAGUCCCGCGGAGCUCCUCUCUCAGCUAACGAGCCAGACGACACGCCAGAUCGUCAGCAAAGCCUCCACGGCUCGCCACCUGGCUCAGGACUGCACGCACGGCCAGUCUCCCUCUCGAAACACCGUUAGCUUUCAGCUCCAGCAAACCAGCAGCUCACCUACGAUCAGCAAGCGUUGGAGCUCACCCCUGCACUCUUCACCAGCGACCUCUUCAGGAAAAGUCAGUGUCCCUCACACCCCUCCUAUUCGCAAGAGACUUAAUGAAGAGGAAGUCAGCGACGGGAAGCGGAGUGUGGUCACCUUCAGUUACGUCGAGAAGUCAAAUGUGAAGAAAGUGGAGAGUCCACGCAACUCUGUGUGCGAGAGACAAGCCAAAGAGGAAUGGUCCACGUCUUCCAGCUUUCGAAAACGCCUCAGCGACCCAGUUUGGUUUGGGAGUCCCGAUUCAUCGUGCAGCUCCAGUCCCAAGCUGACUUUCCAGAGUCCAGGAAGUCACCAGCAGACGUUCUCCCCCGGCCUUUGCAAGCCACACUUUGACCCCAUCGGCAGGGCAGCUACCAAGAGGGCUGUAGAGGAGUUUGGAUCCCCCUUAUUGAGGAUUAAACUGGCCCACGCACUUGAGCACACCUCAGCUUCAUGCUACUACCAACAACCGCGCUGUCAGUCCUGGGCUGGAUCUCCCGUUCAGCGUCAGAACAUCAGCGUAAACCCCAAAGAUCUGGCUCCAUGUGGGCUGCCUUGGAGCCCAGCCUCAGACCAGCUAUCCUCGCAGUCCAAGCAGUCCUCGCUUGAGAGAUCUGGGCCCCCUGAGCCCCAAAGCCCUCUUCUGACUGGAAGUCCAGCUGUCAACAGACACAUUAAGAGGACCUGCAAUAUGAGCACUUCACCGCAGGGCGCAAUCCUCCAACUUGGCAAUAAUGGAGUCGACGGUUUGAACCAGUUAAGCAACAGCAAAUCUUCCUCUCCAGCUCACAGUCCUGAAGAGGCCACCAAAGCAUCUUCAGUUCUCACAGAGGCGAGGAGGUCCUCGUUGCACAAUCCUUUAGGAGAGCUCACAAGCAGCUCAAACUCUGGAGAACCCGCUCCAAAUGCACAACAGUUUAAGCAAACGCUCAGAAUGAACAUCCCUUUAAACGACCAACAACACACGCCAGCAACCGACAACACAGACUCACACCAGCCUGAAAACUCACGAUCACAAGAGACAAACUGUCACACUAAUCAUGACACAAUGCAGCAGAGCUCCAUCUUAUCAGCCACUCAGAAUUCCCCCGCCCUUCCUUCACGUGUCCUUCGUCCCUCUCAUCCUCCCACAGAGCUCAGCUCACCCAUUAGGGACCCGAGGCUAUUCCAAGCUGAGCUCCGACCACCAGAUACCCCCACCCUGCAUCGCCGUCAGCCGCCACAGUACACUGGAGACUCCUGGUCCCCAGGCCUGGACAGGAGAGGAGAUCCAAGCUGUUUCGAGAAAGGGGACUGCACAGAGCUCGCUCGCAGACUCUUUAUCAAUCAAAGUGUUGAGGAGGCGCCGGUCAGCUGGACUUCCAGGCAGGAGUGGGGGAAUGGCGUGGAAAACAGCCCCAAGCCAAGCCCCGACCCCGUAUUACAGUCUAAAAGGGUCCAAACAUCUGAUCAACAAUCCAGGCAGCGCCGCAGGCCUCUCAGCCCGACAGCACAGCAGAAGCGGGCUGAGCAGAGGAGGAGGGAGAUCCUUCUUCUGGGUCCUGUGGUGCUGGACUCUGGAGAGGAGGAUGAGGGCUGUGAUGAGGAAGAGCAAGGUAACGAGAGGGAGGGAUACGGUGCAGCACUGCAGCCUCGUUCUCGAAGGGCCGAAGAGCCUCCUGAGGGGGAGCAGAAUGGCAUUAUGGGAGGGUCGUCUUCACGGAGCUCCAGCGGGGUGACGGGGAGCUUGGGAGACAGGGACUGUGUGUCCCCAGAGUCCAGCCAGUCCAGUCACCAGAGCAAUGAGACCGGGGCUGCCACCUCAGGAAUACAGACGGACAGUGGAUGUGCAGCGCCCGUGCCCUCGCUGCACUGUCAGAAGAUCGCUCGUGCUAAGUGGGAGUUUUUAUUCGGGACCCCUGCUGAGGAGGCUGCUGGCAGGGGGGAGAAACAUUCUCCAGAGGGAACCUCCACAGCUCCUCCUAGUGGUAACUCCAGUGAGUCUCCCACCCCUACUCCGCCAUCCUCCCUGCCUCUGCUUUCAGCCAACCACGAGGUGCAGCACGUGGAGGUAGAGCUGGUGACCCCUCCCCCAGCCGUCAUAGGAACAUCGCCCAAAACGGGCAUCAUUCGCAGGACACUCAAGUAUUCAGAAACUGACCUGGACGCUGUCCCGCUUCGAUGCUACCGUGAGACGGACAUAGACGAGGUGCUGCUGGCCGAGCAGGAAGACGCCGACUCUGCAUUUGGGAGCAACCGCAGCGUGCAGGGAACCUCAGGGACGGGCAGCAGCCCUCUGGGAGGGCUGGCUUAUGGGAGAACAGAUGGGGAGGAGGAGGCGAUGAGGGAAGGAAGAGCUGUGGAGGAAGAAGGAGAAGACGAUGAGGAGGAAGAGGAAGAAGAGGAAGAAAUGGUGAGCUGGGCAAGUGUGAGGAUGCAGGGAGACAGCAGGAAGCAGCAGUGUGCAGCUGAGGAGGAGCCUGAGGUGUUUGGACACCUUCUGAAGAGACCAGUGGAAACCUUUUUCGACAACCACCAUCCAGCCUUGAAAUCCCCCAUCUUGGUAUCCGGACCCCGCCUCGCCACAGAGGACACCUUCAGCCGCCACUUUGAGAGCAUCAUGGAGUCGCACCGAGCCAAAGGGACGUCGUACAACAGCCUGGACAGCGAGGAGCUGCUCACCUCCAGCACCCACACUGUCCUGACCUUUGACCUGCCCACACUAACACCCGCUAUCCACGGCCCCGUGUGCCAGAGCGCCAGGCAGAUCGUCCAGCUCAGCUUCGCCCCGCUGGCGCACGAUGAGAGGCCCAGUCUGUCUGACUCUAUCUUUACUGUGACGGGGGACUCGGACGCCACCCGAGCUCCCUCCAGCGAGAGGCUGAGCAGCGGAUCAGAUGAUACCCCGCCCAGAGGGCAGGAGCGUUCACAGCUGGGGAGCAGCUGGUACAGCAACUCCUCCUUCUCCUUACCCAGCAGGGAGAAGGCCCGUCUAGCGACCGACUCCGAGCUGGACCAGGACCUCAGCGACAGGCUGGGCCUGGGCAGCAGUGACACCCUGACCAACGGCAGCCAUCGUGCCGAUGUGGCAGCGGCCAAACGCCUGGCCAAACGUCUCUUCAACUUGGACGGCUUCAGGAAGUCGGAUGUAGCGCGUCACCUCAGCAAGAACAAUGACUUCAGUCGCAUGGUUGCAGAAGAGUAUUUGAGUUUCUUCAAUUUCACAGGCCUCACUCUGGACCAGGCGCUGCGGACUUUCCUCAGGCAGUUUGCGCUGAUGGGGGAGACGCAGGAGAGGGAGAGGGUGCUGUCACACUUUUCCAGGCGUUACUUGGACUGCAACCCAAAAGUGAUACCAUCAGAAGAUGCAGUUCACACUCUCACCUGUGCCCUGAUGCUGCUUAACACUGAUCUGCAUGGUCAGAACAUUGGCAAGAGGAUGUCAUGCACACAAUUCAUUGGCAACCUGGAAGGACUGAACGAUGGCCAGGAUUUUCCCAAAGAACUGCUCAAAGCUCUCUACAACUCAAUCAAGAACCAGAAGCUGCAGUGGACAUUGGAUGAGGAAGAGCUGCGGAAGUCGUUUUCAGAGCUCGGGGACAGCCUGUGUGACUCCAACUCCUCCAGAUCGAUGAAGAGGGUAGGCAGCAGCGGGAAGCCCCUGUCGGAUGAGUUGCAGCCCACCGGAAUGCUGCUGUACAAGAACGGAUUCCUGGUUCGCAAAGUCCACGCCGACUCAGACGGAAAGAGAACACCGAGAGGGAAGAGAGGGUGGAAGACUUUCUAUGCCAUCCUUAAAGGGCUAAUCCUCUACCUGCAAAAAGGGGAGUACAGGCCCGAUAAGCAGCUCUCUGAUGAUGACCUGAAGAACGCCGUGUCCAUCCAUCACUCUCUGGCAAUGAAAGCUUCAGACUACAGCAAGAGACCCAACGUGUUUUACCUGCGGACGGCGGACUGGAGGGUGUAUCUCUUCCAAGCGCCGAACGCGGAGCAGAUGCAGUCUUGGAUCACACGGAUCAACACAGUGGCCGCCAUGUUCUCAUCUCCUCCUUUUCCAGCAGCCAUCGGCUCGCAGAAGAAGUUCAGCCGGCCACUCCUGCCGGGGACGAUGUCGAAACUGUCCGAGGAGGAGCAGGUCAGGUCCCAUGAAGCUCGAUUCAGAGCCAUCUCCACUGAACUGGCUGAGCUGCGCUCUUAUCCACCUGACCGCAAGGUGAAAGGACGCGAGCUGGAAGAAUACCGCCAGCGAGAUGAGUACCUGGACUUUGAGAAAACGCGGUACGGGACCUACGUCAUGUUGCUGCGAGCUAAAAUCCGAAGCGGCGAGGAAGACCUGUCUGUAUUCGAGUCUCAGCUUCUGGAGGACAACGGGCUGCAGAGGGCUCACUCCAGCCCCACGCUGCAGGACAGCAGCCAGGCCAGCCUGGCCAGCAGCACCAGGGACGGCGGCAACAGCAGCAAAGCCAGCGGCUGCAGCAGCAAGCAGCGGCAGGAAGGCCAGAGACACAGCUACCGACAGGCCGUCAAGAAGUGAGACGAGGCGGGGGCGCCGGGAGCGGCACGGCGUUGCACUGCCAGCGGCAGGCUGUCUCCCUGCAGAGGUUUUGUUUGGAGCUCUGCUUGAAGGGGGGAGCAGGAGUGAGGGUCUAACCCACGCCUUCCCCCAAAACACGAGGCCCUACCCGGCACCCCAAUCUUCUCAUCUAACCGAGGAGGUGCAGAUCCUGUGACUGGCAGACAGGCUAGUGCAGGAGGUGGGAGGGAGCGCUGGGAGGUCACGGAUCUGCAGACGAGGUGUCUUUGAGAACGUACGCUGGGUGCCGCAGCAGACUGUGAGGCAGAGAGGCUGCUUACGGAUCGGACGGGGCAGCGCACAGGGACCUACAUCCAGCAUCCUUUCCUUUUUUCUUCCCCUUUUGUUCUUUCAAGGCACCUCCGGCCGCGUUCUCACACCUUUUUUCUUGACCUUACACUCCGUUUUUUGGGACCAAACAUGUUUACACACACUUUGAAUUGUCAUCACAUUAUAGACGACUGAUGAUUUGAUUUCUGUUGAAUUUCUGCCGCUGCUCUUGAGGUGAAGCGCUGUAAUAAUAAUUAAAAAAAAACAAAAAACUUAGGAAACAUCACCAGGUCUACGGAGCCAUUACAUUCCAGCUCCUUUUUUUUCCACCACGGUGUGUUCACAUUCCACACAGGAGCUGCAAAUUCCAGCUUUCAGCUCCUGUAUGUUUCGCUGAAGGUGGUUCCCAGUUAAAUAAGUGUGUGGCUGCAGUAUGCGACGUGGCCGCUGCGUACAGCUCGUCUUUCCUCCUUUCUCUAGCCGCUGACGGCCAACUAGAGGUGACGACGUCAGCAGGAGUUCACAGUCCUCCUGAUAUGCAGCCGAACACUGCAUGACACAAAGAGAAAGAGGUCUUUUUCUUUUUUUUUUUGCUCUACUUGAACUCGAGCAUCUCUUGCUUUUUGCUUCUGUCCUGUGAUGUGCUUAUGUUCUCUUUCUUGGCCGAAUGUUGUUUUCUGCAGUGAUCCGCAUGCCUGCAUCCAGCACUGCUUCUUUUAGGGCUUUUUACUACUUUGAAGGCAAAAAUCUGAGAGCGGAGAAGCUGCUCUCGGUGAGGGGUGGGGAGCAGGUUCGUUCAGUCACUCUCCUCAUGCCAGUGCCAUACCCAACACGUGUAAUCUUCAUCUGUACUUAUAAACCCGACUCACUGGACAGACCCUGAAUGUUCUUUGUUUUUCGAUAUUUUUACAGUAUUUUACAGUCAUUUGUUGGUGUUGAACUUCAUGUGUAUGUCAAGUGUAUGAUGAAAUAUCUCUUUGUAAACAUCCAGGAUAUGUUGUAUAUAACGCACCAUAUAUUGUAGUAUAUAUGACAGUAUAUUUACAAUAUAUUCAGCACACUCAUGAGAAGCUGCAUUGGGUAUACACACACACAAGUCUGGAAAUCGCUACUUGGUAAUCACAUUAUUUUAUUUUUUCUUACAAACUUUAUGAAUAUUAUCAAAAUAAGUCUAUCAAAGAUUAGUAAGGGGGAGUUUUUUGCAGGAUUUUAGUGUAAAAAGAAAAUUCUUGUGAGGAUUUAAGCUCCAGUGGGAACUACUCCAAAGACAGAUCAUGCUCGAGGUUCUUUGAGAGUCAGCAGCCAGCUUGGUAACACCCCCCCGGGCAGUUUAAUUAAUCCCCCCAAAUAAAAUGAAUUAGGGAGAGAGCCUUAACUCUGAUUUAGUGGUCUCUGAGACGCAUCAACUGGACUUUUAAAGAAACCGGUCAAAAUAUUAGGUUUAACAGUUACACUCCUUCUACCCAACACUGUUAACAUCUCUGUUUAACCCACCAUAGACUUACGCUGUCAAUACCAUAAGCCAAGAAAAGUACUCUCCUCUUUUCUACGAUGAAGAGUACGGUAGAUAAACUCGCCACAACACCGAUGAAAUUUUGCAGAUCCAAAGAUCUUCUAAAUACUUGAACUCAUAGUCUCUGCACUUCCUGUUUCAUAGGGGCACUUGUGAGAUAAUCCAUGAUGAUUGGGGAUCUACGGAGGCCAAAACAGCAAAUUUUGUGGUGUAAACAUUUGUUAUUGUUAUGUUUUUGAAAGAAGAGAUUAAUCUAUAGUUCAGUUUUUUACUAUUUUUAUCUUAUUAUUUUUUUUUUAUUAGAGAUGUAAAAACUACCCUGAGUCACUUUAUGGAAUCUGUGAAUUUGAUUUCAAACAGGAAGCCUCUAAAAUGGGUGCCGUCAGACUAGAGUGACUGCAGCGUGUCUGUGGUGAAUCCUUGUCCCACCAAUCAGCAUGCGUUAGCAAAAUGUCAGCAGUUAAUUGACAGUUUUAGUCUUUCUGGAAAAAUAAAUUGGAAGCAUAUUUUAUUUGCAGACAUGUUAUCUGUACUAUAUUUCUAAAAACUAAAAGAAGUGUGUUUUGUAUUUUCCUUUGUCUAGAAGCAAGUGUACAUAUUAAUUUUACCUCUAAUUCAUUAAGGACUUUCUCAAGAGUGCCCCUUCUGCAUUCCUUCCUGAAUCGCAUCAAAUUUCUCUACAGGAGUAUUAACAGAAAGUGGAAUAACUCCCCCAGAUCAGCUCUGCAAUCUAAAUGAAAGGAUAAAGGGCUUUAAAUUUAAUAAUUGCGUCACAGAGACAGAAAAACUGGAUAUUUAGUCAAAUCUCAUUUUGAAAAAAUGCUUCAAAAGUUUGGCGACUUUACACUUCACUUCAAAAAGGGCUCAAUCCAAAAGUGCAAAAACAAAAACAAAAGUCUUUGAUUAUCCUAACAGAGCACUGAAUAGCACUGCAAGUGCUCACACAUUUUUCUACAAUACAUAGAAGAUAAACCUCCUGCCAGGAUACAGCUGAAACAGCAGCAAAACUUUACCGUUAAUAUGUGUGAUGCAACAAAACGAUUGGCUCGUAUCUCUCCGGGGACUCUGAGUGCCACGGCUUCUCUCUCUUAUAAUGUCUCAUUGUUUGCCAUGAGCUAAUGGCACGAUUCAAACUGGAUCAGGGCUGAUACUGUUGUAAAAGAUGCAUGGAAAAAAGAAUGAAAACAGAAUGUAAAAAAGAAGAAGACAAAGAAACUCCUUAUUCAGGAGUGAGUGUGAUUAUGUGUUUGUGUGUGGGCGGACUGAUCUAAUUAUGGAACCACAUAAUGUUUGGUAGCCAUAUACACUUCAUAGCAUUAUUAAUGCACAGCCAUUUAUUACUCAGGCUUUAAAACGACACCUUGAGCAGCUGCAGUGCCAGCGUCCAACCAGCAGGGAGAGCUGUCAGCAUUCACCCAUGUUCUUUCAGCCAUAAUCACACCUGCUGCACCUGCAGUGAAUAUGCACGGCGUCACCCGCUCGCCUGAGCAGGUUGGUGGGGGCGGGUAUUGCAGGGCUAAAUGAGAUAGGACCUGUUUGUAUUGUAACUACGGAUGUCAAGUCUGAGUGUGUUUUGGGAGUGUGUGCUUAUGUGAAAGGCUGCAGAGAGCCUUCCAGACCAUCUGACUUUUAUCCAGCGCCAAAUGUGUUGUUUAAAGCUGUACAGUUUCUAGAACAGAUGAUUGAAUAUUCAGGCUAUUCAGAAGUUAAAUAGUUCAGAAAACCUGAGCGUGUCACGGUGUAAGUCUGUUAAUCAUGUAGAUACCUGCAGCGUAAAGCUGAAUCUACCCAGAAUUUUUGGUUAUUGACUGUCAUGUGAGUCAUUUUAAGGCAGCAUCCUCCCCAGAAGUCAUCAGCCUUUAUGUCUUUUCUUUGUCUUAUGUGACACUUUUACUUGCUUUGGGGGCUUUUUGUAAGACAGAAGAAGCAGUUUAAAGACAUUUAUGCCCAAUUUUCAGCAGCUUAUUUCAUUUAAAGCUCAUUGCCUGCUUCUCUUGUCUGCACCUUUGCGCGCUGGUGGUAUUAAAAGGUUUUAUGUGUAUAUUGUUGCCAUAACUGACCUCCUGUACAUUUCGUGUAACUUUACAGACUUUAUACUUGUGUGUUAUUAGUAAUGUUUGCUGUCUGUUAUGUGGCCAAACUGUCAAUAAGCAGCCAGACUUACAAUGAGUACCUUAACACUGACCUAUUCUGCUCAUUUAAAGCUAUAUAUCUUCAGUCUUAGACUUAACUAGCGUAGCUUUGCAUGAUCCAGAGCUCAACAAUAAUCCUGGUUUAGCUGAUACUGGGCCCUUGGGGAGGAAGGCAUCUUCUGUCUGAAAAUAAAACAGUUUUAGACAAAGGAUACCUUCCUCCUUAUUGGUUGCCUGUCGUAACACUUUAUGCCACAGCAGGUGGGCGGGGCUUCUGUGCUCAGAUCACCUCAUUAGGAAUCACAGAGUUAAGAGUAUCAGCAGCCACUUUGGAUUUGGUUGAUUUAUACAAAUAAUGGCCGAAAUAUUUUGAAACUAUGUCCGUGUUUGAUAUGAGCAUCUAUCAUUCAAACAGAAUAUAAAUAACAGUAAAUAAGGAAAAGCAUAAUAGGUCUACACAGAUAAAAUGUGAAAACACUUGUCAGAUUUUAUCUUGAAAACCUACAUCUCUUGUUAUUGCAUACACAAGAAACUGUUAUCUAUGUUACCCUAAAAGUAAAUGUUUUUUGUGUGUGAGUCUGUGUUGACAUCGUACGUGUCUCAUAACAAGCAGCCAAACUGCACAUGAAUUUUGUGCUAUUUUUAUAAAGAUGUAUUCAAAUUUCUGUUUUCUCUGUCAACUGCUGCUUCUGAUGUCUAGGCUCAAAUAACAGGAGAGCUGAAGGAAAUUUCACUUUUUAAAUGUGAGGAUUUUCUGCUUUGGAAAUCUCUUUGGGUUUUAGAGGGAAGAGUUUUCAAUAGCUUUUUCGUACCUUUAUGCUAAUAUUUUAUGAUAUGCCCUCAAAUGGUUGAUCAGAAAUUCAAUCAGAAGCUCUCCAUUUUUUGCUUAGAGGCCAGAUUACCCUGUUAAUGGUGCAAAUUCUCCAAUAUAUGAGUAUAAUAAUGAAACACCUGGAAGCUCGUGGGUUUGGGGACUCUUGGGGCAGUGGCCCAUUCAACCUAAUUUUGGUAAUCCAGCACUGCUGUCUGCACAACAUAACAAUAAAUAUCAUCUUUUUCAAGUUUUAGGGCUCCACAGACUCGAUGCAAAAACAUUUAUAUUUUUAAAUAUAAAUGACAACAUGAUUUGACCUGUUAGAGCAGCAGGGCCCUGGGCGGUCACCCAACUGAUCCUAAACUGGUUCUGGCACCAGAUUUAAACCAAAAUUAACCCUUAACCAAGCAACAUAUCAGCUGCAUGCCUCAUCUGAUGCCUUAACCCGGGCAGCCUUUCAUUCAAUCAACAAAAACAGUGCUGACAUUCAAAAGAGUUUAAUAGUUGAAAGGUAACUAAGAAUUAAACUCGGUUUGAUUCGAUGUUAGUUAUAUAGUACCAAAUCACAACAACAGUGGAAAGGAAAAACUGGCAAACGUGGCAAGGAAAAACUCCCUUUUAACAGGAAGAAACUUAGAGGGAGAAGAGCAUAGGGAGGGGCGGCUAUCUGCUGCAACCGGUUGGUGGUGAAUCUUAAACUCAUAAAAUCUCUUUCACAAGAGUGUCCUAGGCCAGCUUUGACCUCAAAUAUUAGCUCAAUGUUACUUUACUGAGGUCGAACUCCUCUAUCAGCUGCUGUGUUUUGCUAUCGUUAAUGCAGUUAUCGGUGCACAUAGCCUCCAUACUAUUGCCAACUCUGUGGCCAGAUCAGUUUCACCAUUUAUUAACCGACUGUUUGGGGGAUAUAAAGAGCUGCACUGAAGUGCGAUCCAUAAAGUGCCAAAGCCAAACCAACAACAGCGAGAGCAGUCACUUAAUCGUCUGUGGCUUUAUAUGCAGUACAGAUUUAAAGAAGUUUAGAGUCUUCACUGUAUCUCAAAGUUUUCCCCUUCCCACCGCCUCUCUCCAUGUGUUCUCACCACUCACAUACAUCACAGAGCAGCAGCUGGUCCUCCAUGGCACUGGUUAGCAUAGAAAUGCCUGGUUCCCCUUGAUGACGCCUGCGUGAUACUCAUGUCAAAGUGUUGCACCGUGUUCACAGACGUAGGAUAUCUGCAGCUCAAACUGUCUCUUCAGCGUGCACUUGUACAUCACAGCCUCAUUUCUGAAUGUAAAUAAAGCAUGAGAUAUUACGGCCUGCUUUCAUUUAUAUUAUGAUUAGAGUAUUAAAAGAAGGCUUAAUAUAUAAGGUAGGUCAGCAUUUUUUCCUGUCCUUGAGCUCAUGGUCAUUUCUCUCUUUUUGUUUUUAAUCAAUGUGAAUGAAGGGAAUGGCUAUAUUUAAUGCUGUUGUAUGCUGUCGUGUUUUAGAGACUUGAGCCAGCUCAUACGAAUCUUUUUACAUGUAGAGGUCUGGUCUGAUCCGUCUCAGUGUUUUUUAGACUGGUGCAGAUAAGGCGAUGUUCAUUUUAUGCUAUACAUACAGUGAGCUACAUGUGUCACUGCCUUGUUAUAACUCACCAAGGAAAUGUUGUUUGUGAGCUUCUCACUUUGAGAAGCAUAGGAGAUAAAAUAAAAGUGUUUUGAAAGGUUUA